This is a messenger RNA of Knipowitschia caucasica, 789 nucleotides long. The record is from the annotation of a GenBank genome assembly. NCBI's taxonomy places the organism in Eukaryota, Metazoa, Chordata, Actinopteri, Gobiiformes, Gobiidae.
AUGGUUAAAGUGUCUUUUAACUCGGCUUUGGCUCAAAAAGAUUCAAAGAAGGACGCGGAAAGUCUCAUACCAGAGGACGAGGACAAAGAUGCGGAGGCGGCUGUCCCCCUCAGGCCUCAGUCCAGAGUCUGGUGCUGGUGCAUGUGUCUGGGUCUGGCGCUGAUGCUCAGUGGAGUCGUGGUGGGAGGAGCCUAUCUGUACCGCUACUACUUCCUUGAGGAGGGGCAGGUGUACUACUGUGGAGUGAACUACAGAGAGGAAGACUUCAUGAUCCUGGAGGAGGAAGAGGUGCAGGUGGAGAUUGAGGCUCAGUUCAGUCUGAAGCAGAUCGCUGAGAGGAUCCAGGUGUUUGAAGAGGAACAGGUGGAGCUUAUCAACGUCCCAGUCCCCGAGUUCGACGAUCGAGACCCGGCCGACAUCGUGCACGACUUUCAGAGGAUGCUCACUGCUUAUCUGGACUUGAGUCUGAACAAAUGCUACGUUAUUCCCUUGAACACUUCCAUUGUGAUGCCACCCAGAGACCUGCUGGAGCUGAUCGUCAACGUCAAGGCUGGUACCUACUUGCCUCAGUCAUACCUGCUUCAUGAGGAGAUGAUUGUGACAGAGCGUAUAGAGAACGUGAACCAGCUGGGCUCCUUCAUCUACAACCUGUGCAACGGAAUAGACACCUUCAGACUGCAGCGUAGAGAUACCAUCCCAGGAAUACAAAAGCGUGAGGCCCUCAACUGCCGCAAGAUCCGUCACUUUGAGAAUAAAUUUGUGGUUGAAACAAAGAUCUGCGAAGCUUAA